AUGACUUCGCGGCCCUGGCGGGAGGCGGCCACGCUGCUCCUGGCGGUGGGCGGCGGGCGGCCUCGGCCCUCGGCCGCCUUCGACUACCAGGUGCUGCUCCUGCAGCGCAGCGCCCGGAGCGCCUUCAUGCCCAGCGCGCAGGUCUUCCCGGGCGGCGUGGCCGAGCCCGCCGACUUCUCUCCCGCCUGGCGGGAGCUGCUGCCCGAGGGGCCGCGUUGCGGGCUGGGCGCCGAGCCCCCCGCCCGGCCGCCCCUCUUCACCGCCGGCCGGCCCGAGCUGGGCGAAGCUUCGCUGCCGGCCGACGUGGCCUUCCGCAUCUGCGCCAUCCGGGAGACCUUCGAGGAGAGCGGGCUGCUGCUGCUGGAGCCCGCCGCCUCCCGGGCCGACGCGCCGCCUCGCCUGCUGCCCUCGGCCGCCGGGCUGGAGGAGUGGCGGCGGCGGGUGCAGGGCGACCCGGGCAGCUUCCUGGAGCUCUGCCGCCAGCUGGGCUGCGCGCCCCACCUGCGGGCGCUGCACGAGUGGGGCAACUGGCUGACGCCCGUGGACCGGAGCAGGCCCGGCCAGCGCCGCUUCGACACCGCCUUCUACCUGUGCUGCUGCCCCGGGCAGGAGCCGCCCGCCGUGUCGCACGACCGGCAGGAGGUGGCGGGCUGCAGGUGGUCAACCCCUUCAGAAGCUGUUGAACUUUUUAACUCUGGAGACAUCUGGAUAGCACCACCUCAGCUUUAUGAGUUAUGUAGGCUCUGCCGUUUUUCAUCCCUUCAUGAUCUGGAGAGGUUUAGCUCAGGACGAGCUUUAGAAGGUUGUGAACGCUGGAUGCCAGUUCAGUUGAUGGCUUCAGAUGGCCGCAUAAAUUUGUUGCCAGGUGACGAUUUAUAUCCAAAAGAUCCCGAUUUUACUGGCGAAAGGAAACCUGUGUUGACAACAAAUAAAAACAUUGAAGAACUAAUGAAAGAGGUCAAAAACCUUCACCGGAUAGUGAUACGAAGCCUUACUAAUGUAACUAUCCAUAUGAAUAUUGAAUCCAAAUAUAAACAUAUAAAUCCAGUUACAGUGGCCUCUAAAAUGUGAAAUAAUGCGGAUUGCAACUGUCAGUUGUAGUAUUUCUCAUACUGGAAUUACUAAAUUUUGAGAGAUGUUGGAAUAACGAAGAAUUAAUACACUAUGCCAUCUUGUGGACAUACCUGAAUAUUUAUGUAAAUUAUUUCAGUUUCAAGUUGUGUUGAUCAGUAUAAUUCUGGUCAUGCAAAGGUGCCUAUUCUGGAAUAGAGAUCUAUCUUCUAUGAACCCAAAUUUAAUUUGUUUAUUUGUUUACUUGUAUAUUAUAGCUAUACUGAAAUAUCCUUAAAAGAUUUGAAGUAGUUUGCAACUUAAAGUUCAGUACUGUAAACAAAAGCUUAUCAAAUUAUAUUUUAACAUAUUUGAAUUAUUAUUACAGUUAUCAUCAAUGAUAAGUAGGCAUCCAGAGUACAUGGAUCAAGAGAUUGAAGCUCCACCCCUUUUUAAUAUGCAUUUAGUGCAUACAACAAACAUUAAAAAGGGUGGAACUUUGAUCACCCAUGUGCAUCUGCUGUUUUAAAGGCAAUAACUAUUCCUGCAGAUGCUCCUGUUGACUGAUAGAUCAUUUGCCAAAAUUGAAAAGAACUGAGUACUUUUGAAUGUAUCAUAAUAGUAUUGUUCUCUCUACCUGGAAAUAAGUGCACUGCAGAUUGUAAAAUUAUUAAAUGCAUAUAUUCAGAACUGUAUCUGGGAAGCACUGUUUUAGACUAAUUUGUUUAGGCUGACUAACCAGGGAAUAAAUUCCACUGAAGGCUUGGA
Molecule: messenger RNA, 1818 nt
Organism: Crotalus tigris (Tiger rattlesnake)
Lineage: Eukaryota; Metazoa; Chordata; Lepidosauria; Squamata; Viperidae
Gene: NUDT19
Product: nudix hydrolase 19
Exons: 3
Coding region: 1-1071 (356 amino acids)
Cellular component (GO): mitochondrion
Molecular function (GO): hydrolase activity, acting on acid anhydrides, in phosphorus-containing anhydrides
Source: RefSeq, a predicted model, not a curated record